Caenorhabditis elegans is the source of this 1412-nucleotide messenger RNA. The record is from the annotation of a RefSeq genome assembly. Lineage: Eukaryota; Metazoa; Nematoda; Chromadorea; Rhabditida; Rhabditidae.
AUGAGCCAAAAUAACUCUCCAGCCCCAUCGGCCACCACUGCCAAUCUCAUCAACGGUCGAAACCACGAGAGCCCAGCCACCUCGGAUGCUCGGAUGUUCCAAACGGCAACCAUCGGUGGAUGUUUCAACGGUUUACAAUAUACUCCCCACCGCAACGCUCAACAUCCACUUGGCUCGAAAUGCCCGAAUGCUCCAAAAUCUAACAAGGCAACUGCUACAUCGUAUCAUCAGCGACCGGAUACUCCGAGAUACCAGCAGCGAGCUUCAACGCCAUCAAUGACUCCAACCGCUCGUUUCGGAUACCAUGGGAUUCGUCCACUUUUCAAUGGAUAUAAUCAGAAGCAUUCGGGCAUUUUUAAUUCGCCGGCCAACCGCAGCAUUGUCCAGAAGUCGACUCUUCCAAUUUGGGCAAGCGAUGAACAUGGCAACGUGGCAGAUACCGUAACCUUGGAUGACGUCAUCCAAAUGGAUUCUCUCAUGGAAUUUAUGAAGGAUAAGAACGGUUGUCGAUUCCUUCAGGACCAAUAUUCAGAGGAUUGCCACGUGGAAUCUCAUCAGAAAAUCUUCGAGCAGCUGGUGGCGGAUCGUGUGAUCUUCUUGGAUCAAUGCAAGCAUAUGUUCGGAAACUUCUUUGUUCAACGCGUUUUGGAGUGUUCCGAUGCAGAAGAACAGAAGAUUAUUGUGGAGUAUUUGAAGCUUGAAGUCGUACUGGCAUCCCGUUUGGCAUCGGAACUCCGUGGUGUGGAUCUCACCCACGCAUGCAUUGAUCAAAACGGGAACCACGUCAUUCAACAGCUCCUCAAGACAUUGCCACCGUCUUCGUGGCAGUUUCUCGUGGAAUUCUUCUCUCGUGACACAAAUUUCGUCGAAGUCUGCGAGGAUAAGUACGUUUGCCGUGUGAUUCAAUCAACGCUGGAAACGCUUUCGAAACGCGAGCAGCUGGUGGCUCUUCGUCGACUCGUCGGGGUUAUUAUCCGGAAUUGUGGACAACUGGCUUCGAAUGAGUUUGCCAACUACGUCGUUCGACACGUCAUCAAAUGUGACGAUGCCGAGAUGACCAUCUAUCGUGACGUCAUCAUUGAGAAGUGCUUGUUGCAAAACCUGCUGUCAAUGUCACAGGAAAAGUAUGCGAGUCACGUGGUCGAGAUUGCGCUUUGCUCCGCCCCCAAUUGAUCGUCGAAAUGAUGAACGAAAUUUUCGACGGAUACGUUCCGCAUCCGGAGACGAAUCGUGACGGACAUCCUCCUAUUCCACCAAUACGGAAACUACGUCGUUCAACAGAUGAUCCACGUGGCCGGUCAGAGCACGGAGCAGAAGUGGCUCGAGCGAAUCCGUGAACGUGUCGUCCGGAAUGCGUCACGUCUUGAACGAUUCUCGUCCGGCAAGAAAAUCAUCGCCACACUUGGACUUUG